Messenger RNA from Ceratotherium simum simum (southern white rhinoceros), 1150 nucleotides. RefSeq names its product membrane magnesium transporter 1 (gene MMGT1). The record is from RefSeq and is a predicted model, not a curated record. Gene Ontology annotation, cellular component: plasma membrane; Golgi apparatus; EMC complex. NCBI's taxonomy places the organism in Eukaryota, Metazoa, Chordata, Mammalia, Perissodactyla, Rhinocerotidae.
CGCUUCCCAAUUGAGCCUGUUUUCGCCUCUUCUUUGACGUCCUCGGCUCAGCUCCGCCUCUCGCAGGGAGGCAGCGCAGCGCAGGUUAGGUUCGUAGGCACUAGCGGACCUUUUUCCGUAUCUCUGUCCCCUUCUUCCCGGCAUUCCUGUUUCCGCUUUCUCACGGCUCUUCGGUUUUUCCCCUUCUGAGGCGCUUCGCGCCUAGGGGUUCAGUGACGUCAUCUUUCUGCGCUGCGCGGACGCCCGCCGGUGGAAGAAGGAACAGCUCCGCCGCCCUUCGCUGCUUUUGUUGGGCUGCUGCUCCUCCGGAAUCAUGGCGCCGUCACUGUGGAAGGGGCUGGUGGGCGUCGGCCUCUUUGCUCUAGCCCACGCGGCCUUUUCCGCCGCACAGCAUCGUUCUUAUAUGCGAUUAACAGAAAAGGAAGAUGAAUCACUGCCAAUAGAUAUAGUUCUUCAGACACUUCUGGCCUUUGCAGUUACCUGUUAUGGUAUAGUUCAUAUUGCAGGGGAGUUUAAAGACAUGGAUGCCACUUCAGAACUAAAAAAUAAGACAUUUGACACAUUAAGGAAUCACCCAUCAUUUUAUGUAUUUAAUCAUCGUGGUCGAGUACUGUUCCGGCCUUCGGAUACAACAAAUUCUUCAAACCAAGAUGCAUUGUCCUCUAACACAUCAUUGAAGUUACGAAAACUUGAAUCACUGCGUCGUUAAGAUUUUUACAAAUUAUAGUAAUAGGACAGGACACAGAGCUGGAAUAUUGGAGUUUGGGGUAUGAAACACUCCCCAUCAGUAUUUAUAUUGAUCUUUCAGACCUAAUUAAAAAAGUCUAUGGCCCUUGUUUGUACACUGUUAAUCAAAUCAUUAAUGCAGUAUAAGUUAUCUGUGAAAUGAGUCUUUGGUCUUUCAUAGAAUUAUUUUUUUUCAUUUAAAACAAAUUCACAUCUUUUGUAAAAGUCACUGUUUUGAACACAUUUCUUUGAAAAAUGUUGAUGGUUUCGUAAUUAUUUAUUUUCUUAGAUUUCUUUUGCACUACAGUUUUUAGGAUUCUUUUGGAAAUAGUGUGACUACUGCAUUUUGCAGCAUGAAUGAUGGUAAAAUGGUCUUCAGUUCUUAAUAACAAAUGGACUUCUCUAAAGAGACCAAAAUGGUGAC